Haemonchus placei is the source of this 471-nucleotide messenger RNA. The record is from the annotation of a GenBank genome assembly. NCBI's taxonomy places the organism in Eukaryota, Metazoa, Nematoda, Chromadorea, Rhabditida, Trichostrongylidae.
AAUUCGAUGAGCAGGCGGAAGCGAAGGGUUCUAUUCACUCAGCAGCAGGUGAAUGAGCUAGAAAGGCAAUUCCGACACAAAAAGUACUUAAGUGCACAGGAUCGUGAGCUCCUGGCAAAGAACAUCGGUCUGUCGCCCACUCAGGUGAAGAUCUGGUUUCAAAACCAGCGAUACAAGCAUAAACGACAAGACAAGGAACGGGCGAUGAGCAAAGGGGGUGGCAGAGAAAAUAGCGAAUCCCCUGGAAGUCAUGAAGACAGCGAUGGCGAGCAGACAGCCGAGAGCAUCAAAUCGGAGAAAAUUGACGUCGAAGAAAAGCCUUCAGCGUUCCCAUCACCAGCCGUCAACGACACCUCAUGCCUGCCCGACAUCAAUAAUCCGAUUUAUCAGCAGGUGUGUGAAGAUACGCCCGUCAAUUCCGAAUUACCUUACCAGCCACCUCCUUCUGGAAAGCCUAGUUAUCGGUUGUAA